AUGUCAGGCAGACAGGCCAGGUACAUCAAUGCAGAAUCAGCUGUUGAGGACAAACCCAUGCAAGGUUCAAGGUAUCCCCAAGUGGUGCUGGGAGUUACUGUGGAUGAAGUGAAGCCAGUGAGAGAGGGAGAGACUGUUACUCUACACACUGGUUUUACUGGACUACAGAGUGAUGAUCAGAUACUGUGGUCAUAUGGACCUGUGGAUCCUAAUAUAAUAAUAGUUAACAGUCAAGUCCUGAGAGGAAACAUUAUAACAGAUUACAGGGAUAGAUUCAGAGACAGACUGGAGCUUGACAGACAGACUGGAUCUCUCACCAUCAGGAACAUCAACAUCACAGACUCUGGAGUUUAUAAAGUAACAGUCAUCAAUUUGGAGGUUUCAUCCCGAAGGUUCUAUUACACUGUCCAUGCUACUGUUCCUGCUCCUCACAUCAGAGUCAGUCAGAGUCACUCAGCAGGAAGUGGAUCGUCUGGUCCAAAGUGUUCAGUGGUGUGUUCAGUGGAGAAUGGGAGAGAUGUGACUCUGUCCUGGUACAAAGGGAAAGAGAUACUGAAGCAGACCAGCAGCCCUGAACUUAACACCAUAGUCUCUCUUCCUCUGAAGAUAGAAGAUCAGGAUCAUAAUAUCUACAGCUGUGUAGCUGCUAACCCAGUCAGCAACCAGACAACACAACUCAACCUUGGAAUGUUCUGUACCACAUUUGUCACAAGUUCGGCAAGAGACAACGACAAGGUUUUACAGGGAGCUCAGGAGACGUGA
Chanos chanos (milkfish) is the source of this 762-nucleotide messenger RNA. RefSeq names its product SLAM family member 5-like. The record is from RefSeq and is a predicted model, not a curated record. The transcript is spliced from 5 exons. The coding region runs from base 1 to 762 and encodes 253 amino acids. Lineage: Eukaryota; Metazoa; Chordata; Actinopteri; Gonorynchiformes; Chanidae.